UGAUGUAUCCACCUAUAAAGAUGACAGAGUAUCUUAGGCAGGGCCCUGCAUCUGUUGCAAGUAGUAGAAGCUCUCCUUACCUGUGGGUUCCAGCAGAGUGUCACCAGGGACCUAAGAACCAACUUCUCCUGCUGUUUCCUGAGCCCUGUUCUUCUUUGCCAUCAGCUCCCCACUGCUCAAUGGCAGCACUCACGGACCUCUCUUUUAUGUAUCGCUGGUUCAAGAAUUGCAAUCUUGUUCGCAACCUCUCAGAGAAGUAUGUCUUCAUCACCGGCUGUGACUCGGGCUUUGGGAACCAGUUGGCCAGACAGCUGGUUGAUCGGGGUAUGCGAGUGCUGGCUGCUUGCCUCACUGAGGAGGGAGCCCAGAAACUUCAACAGGAUACCUCCUACCAACUGCAGACCAUCCUACUGGAUGUCACCAAGACUGAGAGCAUCAAGGCAGCAGCCCAGUGGGUGAGGGACCAAGUGGGCGAGCAAGGCCUCUGGGCACUGGUGAAUAAUGCUGGUGUGGGCCUGCCCAGUGGUCCCAACGAAUGGCUGACCAAGGAAGACUUUGUGAAGGUGAUCAAUGUGAACCUGGUGGGACUGAUCGACGUGACCCUCCACAUGCUGCCUAUGGUCAAGAAAGCCCGGGGCAGGGUGGUCAACAUGUCCAGCUCUGGUGGUCGUGUGGCAGUCAUUGGUGGUGGUUACUGUGUCUCCAAGUUUGGGGUUGAGGCCUUCUCUGACAGCAUCAGGCGUGAACUCCAUUACUUUGGGGUGAAGGUCAGCAUCAUUGAGCCAGGGAACUACCGGACAUCCAUUCUGGGAAAGGAGGGUUUAGAGACACGCAUGCAAAAGCUGUGGGAACGGCUUCCUCCAGAGACCCGGGAUAGCUACGGAGAAGAAUACUUCCGCAUCUAUACCAACAAGUUGAAAAACACGAUGCAGCUGGCAGAGCCAAGAAUCAAGGAUGUCACCAACAGCAUGGAGCACGCCAUCGUUUCCCGGAGCCCCCGCGUCCGCUACAACCCCGGCCUGGAUGCCAAACUCCUCUACCUCCCCCUGGCUAAGUUUCCCACCCCUGUGACAGAUUUCAUCCUGAGCCGGUACUUUCCAAGGCCAGCUGACAGUGUUUGAGCUGGGGAGGCUCAGAAGGUGGCCUAAAGGAGGGGGUGGGAUAAAGAGCUGUGAGGUCACAGGCGGUGAUAUCAGACAUCCUGGGGGAAUCAUCGACUAUGGACACCUUGCUAGGUUGACACUCACUGCUGGCAAAUCUACCAGUGACUUCCAACAGAAGAUGACUGCCUCUUUCCAAUCACUGGGGGCCCCAGCCACUUGAGGUGGCCUUUAGAGACCUACAGCAUGACCUCAAGGGUAUGCGUCACCCAGGCAGGAGACAAGUUUUUCUAGAUCUGAAAAAAUCAAGCAGGGAAAAACUGGCUCCUGCUGAAUCACAAACCGUCACUGCCUCCGGGAAAUACCAUGGGAUAAUCUAACCCGUGGGGGAAUCUCAGCCACCUUCCUGUGGUCUCUGACUCUGUGCUAGCCUUAUCCACAUAACCCAUUACUGACGGGUACAGUAGGGCAGCCAGGAAGUGUGGAAGUAUAUCCUAUAAAAGUUUAAAAUAGUUUUUUUUCUCUAAAUUUCUCUAUUGGUAGGUGAUUGGGAUACACAUGAAAUAACAUUCAUGUAUUUAAUAGCCAUUGAUUAAUUCUUCAAAUAUUUAUUGAGUUCCUACUACAUACCAGGCACUGGUAUGUGAAGAUGCUGGGGAGGGGACUAUGAAAAUGAUGAAAUCAUGGUCUUGGUUUUUUAUUGUCUAUUUUGUGUUUUGUUUCAGCAUGAUGUCUUGUAGCAGAGACCAGAAAGUGAGAGAAAGAACAGAAAUCAGAAACCAAAUAUUUAUAGGAACCCUGGGGAUCAUUGUGCUGUUCAAACUUGGCUGUACGUGAUAAUUACCCAAUUAUUCCUGGGCUCCAAUGUCAGAAAAUAUGAUCCAGAAGACUCAGGAAAGGGCUCAGAAAUAUAUCUGUAGCAAGGACCUAGAUGAUUCUGAGACACUUGGGAGGCAGUGGUGGUUCCUUAGGAAGGUAACUCGUGCUCAGACGGGGAAAUGAUUUCCCAAGUCCCCUAACCUAGUGCUAAGACAGAAAUAAAACUCAGAUUCAGAUUCCCAGUUCAGGGAUUUAUUUAUUUUUAUUUUUAGUUACAAUAGAAUCAAUCUCUGAAAUUAGCAUCAUCAUCAUCAUCAAAUAAGUAAUGUAACUAAACUUUUUUAAAAAAGCCUUUAACUGCUGAGUCAUAUGAAGGUGUGUUGAAAAGCCUUUUCUGAAUUUGAUGAAUGGUCAGAUAAUAAAGGUCAAAUGAGAUAUUUUAUUUUUAAAAAGUCUUCAACUUGUGUCUCUGCAACAUCUGACUGAACUUGAAAAUAAUAAAGUGUGACUUAAUUAUA
Messenger RNA from Marmota monax (woodchuck), 2437 nucleotides. RefSeq names its product short chain dehydrogenase/reductase family 9C member 7 (gene Sdr9c7). Gene Ontology annotation, molecular function: oxidoreductase activity. Lineage: Eukaryota; Metazoa; Chordata; Mammalia; Rodentia; Sciuridae. The record is from RefSeq and is a predicted model, not a curated record. The transcript is spliced from 4 exons. Bases 3 to 1121 code for a protein of 372 amino acids.